AUGGAAUCGUACACUUUCGAAGAAAUCACUCAAGCCCCAAAACCUGAUUCUCACAAUCUUCUUCGCUUGUUGAAAUCAAGUUACGGCAUCACUCAAGCUCAUGUGACAGACCUCACUGGCUAUGAAGACUGUAAUUUUCUACUGUCGGACGUUAUAUGGGAAAAUGGCGGACCAACCCAUGCGAUUUUAAAAGUGACGAACCCUAUAGAAGCUCGCAGUGAUGCGAACAUCGAUUUCCAGGUAAAGAUUUGUGAAAUUCUCAAUGAAAACGGGAUCGCGUGUCCGAGAACCAUCAAAAGACUCGAUGGACGUGAUUGGGCAUGGGAGGUAGUAGCCGACGAAGUUCAACUGCCUGUGCGGGUAUUUGAGGUUCUUCCUGGCGCGAACCUCGAAAACUUCAACCUCGAGCCUGAACUUGUACAAGAGAUCGGUAGACUUUUGGCGAAGUUCCACGUUGUGGUUGAUAAUUCAGGAUUGUCAGUUGCCCACGUUCCUUUUAUCGCAGUGGCCUAUCGACGAAGUAUUCUAAAGGAGAUGGAGUUACAGUUGAACGCUUCGAUGAUAUCCACUGAUGAAGCGCAGUUAAUCAGGGAUUGCUUGGCAGAGUUCGAUGACCGAAUAGGAAAUAAUUUUGAACACAAUGAAACAGCCUCACUUUUGCAACUAGCCGUUCCUAAAGGACGAAAGGACGAUGAAUAUCUAUUUGUACUUCUGAGAGGGAUUCUGAUAGCUCUAAUUCCCAAUCAAGGAAAUUUUGAAAAUCAAAGGCCUGAUGAAAGAAAUGCCUAA
Molecule: messenger RNA, 789 nt
Organism: Angiostrongylus costaricensis
Lineage: Eukaryota; Metazoa; Nematoda; Chromadorea; Rhabditida; Metastrongylidae
Source: the annotation of a GenBank genome assembly